AUGCAGUUCGUAGCCCGGCAGCUACAGUUGAUGAACACUGGUAUGGACAGAAGGAUGGCAUUUAAACAGACGGAGGAAGAGUUCCGCGAUAGGAGGAAGAAGUUGGAAGAGCAACAGAAGAUUGAGAUGGCUAUGGCUUGGAACUCCGCUAUAGUGCCAGCGUUCGGUAGUAAUCGACGACCUAACCCCCUCUAUCCCAACGGCCUUGCCUAUGCUCGACAGAGGGAGGCUGAGCUGAGGGAACUCCAUCUACGGCGAAUCCUGUCGAGAGUGCGUGGUUUCCGAUUUGGUAAGCUGAAGCAGGCCUAUAAGGAUGCUGGUAGGGAAGAGGAGGAGAUAAAGAGUCUUAUGAAGAUGCCUAGACGCUUGGAGGUCGAACAGGAGCGUGCAUCGUUAGUGGGUAAACUACACGCAUCGAAGUAUCGUCGAUGGGAGGGGAUGCAGGCCAUGGGAGUAUCUCGAAGGCAACAACGACGUCAUACAGCGGCGGCACUUGAGGCUGCUGAGAUGCUCGAUCCUAUCGUGGACGAGGAGGAUGAGGAAGAAGAACUCUUCGGAGUUGAUGAUGAUGAAACACUACUGGGCGAGGAUGCGGUGGAGGGUGCUACGGAGAUCGCCGAGGCAAUAGCUUUUGAUGAGUCCAAGUACUCCGCAGCUCCGUUGAAGAAGAGUAGAGUGGCAGCAUCAUUGAAGGAGUUACUUAAUGAUGAUAAUGAUGAAGCAAUACCAUCGUUGUCUACGCUGAGAGAGAUGUAUGGGGUUGGGAAGUCUAAUCCUUUCGUCGGGAAUCCUUUCGAAGGCAACAAACCCGACUCGGACGAGGCGGAGCAGUGGGAGGUUGAAGACUUCGAGCGUGAGAUGUCCGACCAAGUGAUUGGGAAGCCAACGUUGAAGCCUAAAUACGGUAAGAAAAAGGGACCUCGUCCUUACUAA
Perkinsus marinus ATCC 50983 is the source of this 933-nucleotide messenger RNA. RefSeq lists its product as hypothetical. The transcript has 8 exons. The record is from RefSeq and is a predicted model, not a curated record. The coding region runs from base 1 to 933 and encodes 310 amino acids. Lineage: Eukaryota; Perkinsozoa; Perkinsida; Perkinsidae.